AUGAAUCAGUCAGUGAUAUAUGAAUACACUGUCUCAUCUCACCACCCUGUGGCUGUAGCGAGGGGCAGCAGACGGGAGCUGCAACACGAGGGGCAGCAGACGGGAGCUGCAACACGAGGGGCAGCAGACGGGAGCUGCAACACGAGGGGCAGCAGACGGGAGCUGCAACACGAGGGGCAGCAGACGGGAGCUGCAACACGAGGGGCAGCAGACGGGAUCUGCAACACGAGGAGCAGCAGACGGGAGCUGCAACACGAGGGGCAGCAGACGGGAGCUGCAACACGAGGGGCAGCAGACGGGAGCUGCAACACGAGGGGCAGCAGACGGGAGCUGCAACACGAGGGGCAGCAGACGGGAGCUGCAACACGAGGGGCAGCAGACGGGAGCUGCAACACGAGGGGCAGCAGACGGGAGCUGCAACACGAGGGGCAGCAGACGGGAGCUGCAACACGAGGGGCAGCAGACGGGAGCUGCAACACGAGACAGGCAGCAGCGUCUUUCAGAUAA
Parnassius apollo (apollo) is the source of this 507-nucleotide messenger RNA. NCBI's taxonomy places the organism in Eukaryota, Metazoa, Arthropoda, Insecta, Lepidoptera, Papilionidae. The record is from the annotation of a GenBank genome assembly.